This is a messenger RNA of Corylus avellana, 2112 nucleotides long. The record is from RefSeq and is a predicted model, not a curated record. Lineage: Eukaryota; Viridiplantae; Streptophyta; Magnoliopsida; Fagales; Betulaceae.
AUGAAGUUAUAUAAUGAAUGGAACAUUCAGGGUUUCGUUCUGUUAAGUCUUUCAAUACAAACUAUUCUGAUUCUGUUUGCACCAUUCAGAAAGCGAACAAAUAAUGCGUUCAUAAUCUUUCUGCUUUGGGUAGCUUACUUGGGGGCUGAUUGGGCUGCUAACUUUGGAGUGGGACUUAUUUCCAACAGUCAAAAAUUUUCACAGAAACAUGAUGAUGAUGCUGACAUUCUGGCUUUUUGGGCUCCCUUUCUUUUGUUACACCUUGGUGGUCCAGAUACCAUUACUGCUUUUGCUCUGGAGGAUAAUGCCCUCUGGCAAAGGCACUUGGUGGGGCUCCUAAGCCAGGUUGCUGCAGCCAUUAUUGUGUUCGGCCAAUCCUUUCCGAGAAACAGAUUAUGGGUCCCUACUGUUCUUCUGUUUGUCGCUGGAACCAUCAAAUAUGGUGAGCGAACGCGUGCUUUGUUUCUUGCGAACCUUAAUAGAUUCCGAGAAUCCAUGCUUAAAGAACCUAUCCCAGCGCCUUGCUAUGCAAAGCUCAUGGAGGAAUACACUUCGAUGAAGGGGGCCAAUCUCCCAGUUCAGAUAGAGUUGAUACCAGAACCUAAUAUAUAUUCAGAUACAGGACAUUAUAAUGAUGAUGAUGAUGUCGAUGAAGGCAUGCUGGUUGAUGUUGCGGCGGUGGAACAUGCUUAUUCCUUCUUCAAAAUCUUCGACGGUCUCAUCGUGGAUCUCAUCUUUAGUUUCCGCGAGAGCGAUGACAGCCGACCGUUUUUCCGUCGGAUACAUCCGCGAGAUGCCUUUAAAGUGCUUGCAAUUGAACUCAACUUCAUCUAUGAAACUCUCUAUACAAAGGUUGCCGUGGUGCAUUCAAUGGUUGGAUACAUUGUUCGGUUUAUAUCCUGGUUGGCGGUUAUGGCUGCCUUUUCAACCUUCUAUUGUUUAGAUAAGAAAGUUUUUCGCAGGAUUGAUGUUGGAAUUACCUAUACCUUGCUCUUUGGUGCCAUAGGCUUGGAUACAAUUGCUCUCUUUACUCUGGUUUUCUCAGAUUGGACUGCUGCUUCCAUCAGGAAGCCGUCGAGGUAUAAUUGCAUUGCAGCUAUAAAGAAAUUGUUCUGCCCGCUCCUCCAAAAAUUUCUCAAUCUCAAGAGGAUAAAUUGGACAGAUACAAAAUCAACAAGUGUCAUGGAUUGCGCUAGACGAAGCCUACUCCGGAGGUGGUCUGAAUCUCUGCAUCAAUACAGCUUGAUAGAUUAUUGCCUGGAAGAACGUCAUCAUGAAAAGAAUUAUUUCAUUUAUGUGAUUGAUGAAUAUUUGGGCCUUAAGGAUAUCUAUGAUAUGAAAUACGUUUCCCGGAAAACAUUUACAGAAGGGCUGUGGGAUUUCAUCUUUGAUGAGCUGAAAAUGAAAUCCAGUCCCGCAGAUGAUCCUGAGACUGCGAAGAGGAUAUGUUCAGUACGAGGAGAAUCGGCUCUACAGAAAGCCGGAAACACAAAGUUGUUGCGUUAUAUUGUGGACGUUGAGUACGAUCAGAGCCUUAUAUUAUGGCAUAUUGCUACAGAAAUCUUGUAUCAUACGGAGAGUUCGAAUGAAGAUGCCAACACUACUCAACGUGACAUUUGUAAGACCCUGUCGGAUUAUAUGUUAUAUCUUCUAGUUAUGCGGCCUACGAUGAUGUCUGCUGUAGCAGGAAUUGGCCUAAAAAGAUUCCACGAUACCUGUACUGAGGCCAAACACUUCUUCCAACGUAAGGUCAACAUAGGAGAAAACCAAGAACAGGCUUGUGCUAAAAUCCUUGAAGUAGAUACUGAUGUGGAACCCGUUGCUGUGAAUGGAGACAGAAGCAAAUCUGUGCUGUUUGAUGCAUGUAUUCUCGCCAAAGAGCUAAGAAAUUUGGAGGCGGAUAAGAAAUGGAAGCUAAUGAGUGAAGUGUGGGUGGAAUUGUUGUCUUAUGCUGCAAGCCAUUGCAGGGCCAAUACUCAUGCUGCUCAACUAAGCAAAGGAGGAGAGCUUAUCACAUUUGUAUGGUUAUUAAUGGCUCAUUUUGGCACAGGCGAUCAGUACCAAAUAAAUAAGGGAGGCCAACCAAGAGCAAAACUGAUUGUGGGUAAAUAA